Molecule: messenger RNA, 748 nt
Organism: Entrophospora candida
Lineage: Eukaryota; Fungi; Glomeromycota; Glomeromycetes; Entrophosporales; Entrophosporaceae
Source: the annotation of a GenBank genome assembly
CAUGUAGAUCAUAACAAUAACAAUAAUUCACAAAUACAAAUGGGUAAAAAAAAAGAGUUAACGGCUGAACAAUAUGGGGCAAUUCUUUAUGGCCACAAACGAGGUGAUUCAUAUCAGAAAAUUGCUGACAAUGUCCAAUGUGGCAAAACGACUGUCCAUGAUGCGAUAAAACGUUUCAAAAAAACGGGUUCUGCAAUACCAAAAAAACAUUGCGGCCCAAAGCCACUUUUUGAUUCCAAUGCACAAGCCUCACUCAAAAAGAUUGUUACACAAAAUUCGAAGCAUCGCCACCUCACCACUCAUAAAAUUCAGGAAUUAUGGAUUAAAAAAAAAAAGAAGAAAGUUUCAACUGUUACAAUUCGUCGAACCCUUAAAAAAAUUGGACAAACAUAUGCGAAAGUGUUACAGAAGCAUGCUAUUCCUUCGCUUUAUAAAUUAGUUCCUUGCAAUCAAGGAAUUUUUCAAGAGGAUAAUGCUCCACCUCAUCAAUCAAAGAUUGCCGCUGAUGUUCGUAAUGCCUCAAACAUUCCUGUGCUACCCUGGCCUGCACAAAGUCCUGAUCUAAACCCGAUCGAGAAUCUUUGGAAUGAAGUUGAUAAAAAGGUGCGCAACUUGUCUAAUCAACCUAAAAAUUUGGAAGAUUUGGAGCGUAAGGUAAAAAAUGCUUGGCGUUCAAUUCCUCUUGAAUAUAUUCAAAAAUUAGUUGAAAGUAUGCCCCGUCGAAUCCAAGCGUGUAUAGCAGCCGAAG